This is a messenger RNA of Panicum hallii, 1133 nucleotides long. RefSeq lists its product as uncharacterized. Bases 642 to 1133 code for a protein of 163 amino acids. The transcript is spliced from 4 exons. The record is from RefSeq and is a predicted model, not a curated record. NCBI's taxonomy places the organism in Eukaryota, Viridiplantae, Streptophyta, Magnoliopsida, Poales, Poaceae.
UAUGAGAAUCGCUGAAACUUAGGGUCGUUGUGUAUUGAUAUGUAGUAUAACUAGUUUAUUAAUAAUUGAUAGAUAUGUCUUCCAAGAAGGGUACUUUUAGUAUAUAUUACGGAGAAGAAAAUGUGAUUUAUGGGCCGAAUGGGGUAGAUUUAAGUGAAUUCAACUGUGCGGUCAGAGGAAUUUUCAGACCACACGAGAGGGCAUUUGAAUCCCUAUGCAACUGGUUAAUGAGCGGAUUAAGGAUUAAUCAGGAGACACACACUGUGAGUAUUCAGUGCGUCAUAAAUCGUACCACUCAUGCUUUGAUCUAGGAACUGAUGCCACACUUGCAAGCAAUGAUGACUGGUUAAGUUAUCUGCAAAAUGCAAGUCAUUGGCAAUGGCCACUAGUACUUCUUGUCAGUGUGUACUAGAAGCCUUUGAUAAACAUCGAGGCUGCUGCGGGGGAUGAAGAUGUUGAUGAAGAAGUUGAGGAGCCAAAUAUUGAGGUAGGUGGCACCGCAGCACCUCAAUACGUGGCUGAUGAGGGGGAGAACAUACCCCGUAUUGUUGAACAGCUGCGAGACGAAGAUCAUGAGUUCGAUGAAGCAAUGAAUGCUGAGCGAUUCGCCAUAGCACGCCCCCUAAUCAGCGAGGAGCCUUAUGCCCGAGAUGUAUGGGCUGUGGUACGAGGACAGCCCCAUGAUGGGUUUGCUUUGGACUGAUCGACGUAUGAGCUGGGCACAUCGGCAGGUCCGGAAAGCAUACCCGCAGUUCGUGUCCAAAUUUAAUCGGUUGCGGCCACAGGAUGUCAUCUGGACCCCAUACACCGCUGCAGCUGUCCAGACACGUGCACCGUACGGGUUGUCCUCCCUGUGCACGUGUGACGAGGCGUACUGGCUCACAAAGGGUUGUCCUCCCUUGUACCGUGAUCAGACGCAGCGUGGCGCGAUCGAUCUGAUCAACUGCGCGGAGGUCGAAGCUGCAUCUCAGAUCAUGUUGUUUGACCGUGGAGUACGUGUACCGGAGGCACAGUACAAAGAGAGUUUUCGUCGGAUUCAUGACAACUUGACGCGAGCGUUACGUACUUCAGAUUUUGGGCCUCCAACAGUGAUCCUUCAGGCCCACGAUCUCAGGACAGACAAGGCGAUUUGA